Molecule: messenger RNA, 2632 nt
Organism: Theobroma umbraticum
Lineage: Eukaryota; Viridiplantae; Streptophyta; Magnoliopsida; Malvales; Malvaceae
Gene: ACS
Product: acetyl-CoA synthetase
Molecular function (GO): acetyl-CoA synthetase activity; AMP binding
Source: RefSeq, a predicted model, not a curated record
UUUAUGUGUCUGUAGUAUUUUAUCUCUAAUUUAACAACGUCAAUGCUAGGCAGAAUACCUGUAUCAAAAAAAAAAAAAAAAAAAAAAGAAAGAAAAAGGAAAAUGAUGACGAUUUCCAUUUCCCCACAUGCCCUCCCUCUGCUUCAACGUUAUAAAAGAGUGGCUCCCUCUACAUCACAGGUCAAACAGGGAUUGGGCCAUUGUCAGUCAGUCGGUGGCCGAGCAGGAGGAGGAGUUGUUUUGGCGAUGGCAUAUCUCAAUAAUCUUACGACCACCAACCAUUUGAGACAUGUGGAGUCCAUGGCAACUCUGCCUUCGGGCGCCGGCAAGAUUUCCCAUUUGAACGCUGUCGUCUUGGGUGAGGCUCUUGCUUCGGAGGAGGACCACCUCGUUUUCCCUAGUGAUGACUUCUCUGGCCAGGCUCUCGUUCCUUCUCCAAUAAAGUACCUGGAAAUGUACAGACGAUCAAUAGAGGACCCCGCUGGAUUUUGGUCCGACAUUGCAUCAUCGGAGUUCUACUGGAAGCAAAGGUGGGGAGACCAAGUCUACUGCGAGAAUCUCGAUGUCAGGAAAGGGAACAAGAUCGAGUGGUUCAAAGGUGGCAUCACCAAUAUGUGCUACAAUUGCUUGGAUAGAAACAUCGAUGCUGGACUUGCUGACAAAAUCGCCCUUUACUGGGAAUCGAAUGAACCUGGCUUUGAUGCCACUUUGACUUACUCGCAGCUACUGGACCGAGUUUGCCAGCUUGCUAACUACCUGAAAGCUAUUGGCGUUAGAAAGGGUGAUGCUGUUGUUGUUUAUUUGCCCAUGUUAAUGGAACUCCCGAUUGCCAUGCUUGCAUGUGCACGCAUUGGUGCUGUUCACUCGGUUGUCUUUGCUGGAUUCUCUUCAGAAUCUCUUGCCCAACGUAUCAUGGACUGCAAACCAAAAGUUGUUAUUACUUGUAAUGCUGUUAAAAGAGGUCCUAAGACCAUCCAUCUCAAAGACAUUGUUGAUGCUGCCCUUGUUGAAUCUGCCAAGAAUGGGGCCUCCGUAGAUGUAUGCUUAACGUAUGAAAACCAAUCGGCAUUGAAGAAGGAAAGCACUAAAUGGCAGGAUGGAAGAGAUAUAUGGUGGGAGGAUGUUGUCCCAAAAUAUGCAACUACUUGCGAUGUUGAGUGGGUUGAUGCAGAAGAUCCCCUUUUUCUACUGUAUACUAGUGGCAGUACUGGAAAGCCGAAGGGCGUCCUCCAUACAACUGGAGGAUAUAUGGUGUACACGGCUACAACAUUUAAAUAUGCAUUUGACUACAAAGCGUCUGAUGUGUACUGGUGCACAGCAGACUGUGGUUGGAUUACUGGGCACAGUUAUGUCACUUAUGGACCAAUGCUUAAUGGAGCAACAAUUGUUUUGUAUGAGGGGGCCCCAAAUUAUCCUGAUCCUGGACGAUCUUGGGACAUUGUUGACAAAUACAAGGUUACCAUAUUCUACACUGCCCCUACAUUGGUGCGCUCUCUUAUGCGUGAUGGUGAUGAGUAUGUUACACGCUACUCUCGCAAGUCCCUGCGUGUCCUUGGAAGUGUUGGAGAGCCUAUUAAUCCAAGUGCUUGGAGGUGGUUUUUUAAUGUAGUUGGAGGCUCUAGGUGCCCUAUUUCGGACACUUGGUGGCAAACUGAAACAGGUGGCUUCAUGAUUACUCCUCUCCCGGGUGCCUGGCCACAGAAGCCUGGAUCUGCUACCUUUCCUUUCUUUGGAGUUCAGCCUGUCAUAGUGGAUGAGAAAGGAGUUGAGAUUGAAGGUGAGUGCAGUGGUUAUCUCUGCGUGAAAAGCUCAUGGCCUGGUGCAUUUCGAACUCUUUAUGGUGACCAUGAGAGAUAUGAGACAACAUACUUUAAACCAUUCCCUGGAUAUUAUUUUACUGGUGAUGGCUGCAGCAGGGACAAGGAUGGAUACCACUGGCUUACUGGAAGAGUGGAUGAUGUUAUCAAUGUUAGUGGACAUCGUAUUGGCACAGCUGAGGUGGAAUCUGCUCUAGUCUCUCAUCCUCAAUGUGCAGAAGCUGCUGUGGUUGGUGUUGAGCACGAGGUUAAAGGACAGGGCAUAUAUGCCUUUGUUACUCUUGUGGACGGAGUUUCUUACAGUGAAGAACUCCGAAAGAGCCUUAUACUCACAGUGCGAAAUCAGAUAGGAGCAUUUGCAGCACCUGACAAAAUACACUGGGCGCCUGGCCUCCCAAAAACAAGGAGUGGAAAGAUAAUGAGGAGGAUUCUGAGGAAAAUUGCAUCGAGACAGUUAGAUGAACUUGGAGACACAAGCACACUAGCAGAGCCUGGCGUAGUUGAUCAGCUUAUUGCACUUGCUGACUGCUGAAACAACUCGAACUCACGGUACCGGAUGCCGUCCCUUAAGGAGUGCCCCAUUUUCGGCUCUUGAUAGCUGUUAGUUUCAGUUUUUCCUUGUCCCUUAUUUCUUUCCCCAUCAUAUACAUCUUUUGAGGUUGUUUCAUCCCUAUAGAUUUCUGAUUAUCGCGGUUGAGAAAAGUAUUCAAGCAGGUCCCUGUAUCAUGGUGAAUGCUACACCGGUACUUGUAAACCAAUGUACAAAUUGUACACUUAAAAUAAUGGAAAUAAUAGUAAAUGGGGCUUGAAAAUAA